Oncorhynchus mykiss (rainbow trout) is the source of this 3862-nucleotide messenger RNA. Its product is annotated as 4-galactosyl-N-acetylglucosaminide 3-alpha-L-fucosyltransferase 9-like. The record is from RefSeq and is a predicted model, not a curated record. Gene Ontology annotation, cellular component: membrane. Gene Ontology annotation, molecular function: alpha-(1->3)-fucosyltransferase activity. NCBI's taxonomy places the organism in Eukaryota, Metazoa, Chordata, Actinopteri, Salmoniformes, Salmonidae.
UUUUCCCCUGAAGCGUAUUUCUGCCGCUGUCUGAUGCUUCUUCCUUUUCAAAUGUAAACAAUAGGUGUAUAUUUUGAAGAUAAUUUGAAACAGCGUCUCACUGUUUCACGUUUAUAUACUUGAACAGAUGAGUAUGUGACUGAGAAACAAAUCACACAGUUCAACAUUUCUGACUGGGUGUGUGUAGGAAUUACAAAACCGAUCACAGAGCAGAUCACUGAACAUCUCUGAACAAGAACAACCUGUUGACUCAAUGCCCAAAAUGGUUUCUGGAGUUGUACGCGUUGUCCUUUUCUCGAUCCUUGGUAUAGGAGGAUUUCUGACGCUGUUUGUAAUGUACUAUCAAUCAACUCCAUCUCAGAUCUGCCCUCCCCAACCUGCUUUGCCACGUCAUUACUCAAAGCCACCUGAGAACAGCUCCUUGUCUAAGAAGCAGCCAGAGCCAGACAAGCCCAUCAUGCUGUUGUGGUUCUGGCCUGAAAACCGCAGGUUUGAUUUUAGAGAUUGCACCACUUUCUUCAACAUUGAUGGCUGCCAACUGACAGAUGACCGGUCUCUGUACAACAAGGCAGAUGGGGUGCUCAUCUUUCACAAAUCCAUCAAACAUGAUUUAUCCAACUUGCCUCCAUCACCUCGACCACCAUUCCAGAAGUGGAUCUGGUAUCAUGUGGAAUCACCUACAAACACAAUUAGAAUACCUGGUCUAGAGAACCUUUUCAACUUGACCUUGAGUUAUAGGGAAGAUGCAGACAUCCCUGUACGUUGGCGCUUAACUGCAAGGAAAGGCCAGGGUGAGGACUUUGUGCUGCCCAAGAAGGAUAAAUUAGUUUGCUGGAUUGUGAGUAACAAUAACCCUGCAACUGGAACAGCAGUAAGGGAUAACUAUUACAGAGAACUUGUCAAACAUAUUAAGGUGGAUGUCUUUGGAAAAGCCUUUGCAAGAUUCUUGAGAUAUGAGGACUACUACUCAACACUCUCCAGCUGUAAGUUCUACCUCUCCUUUGAGAACUCAGUCCACAGAGACUACAUCACUGAGAAGCUUAACGGACCACUUGCAGCAGGAACUGUGCCAGUAGUUUUGGGCCCACCGAGACAGAACUAUGAGGACUUUGUCCCGGGAGAUUCCUUCAUCCAUGUUAAUGACUUUCCCAAUGCAAAAGCCCUGGCUGAAUUCCUCCUGAAGUUGGACAAGGAUGAUGAGGCAUAUCUGCGCUACUUUCAGUGGCGUAGAAACUUAUUUGCUCAGCAACAUCUAAUUCAACUGAGUCAAGAGUUCAUCCAAUCUAUUUGUUAUGCCUGUGACCAUAUAGGCAAACAUAAGGAGUACAGGGUUGUUCACGAUCUUUACAAAUGGUAUUUGGUUUAAUUAGUCCCUUCUGAUGAGCUAUUACCAUCACUGGUGUAGUCCCCCCCCCCCCCAGAUAUGAAUAUGAACAGGUCAUAAACCAUGACUAACAAUGUUUAGAAUUACAGGAAAUUAGCUGUAAAACUGCAAAGUUCUCACUCAGCCUUAUGGCAAAGUGUGUAAAAAAGCACAAAAUGUGCUUGAAAAAUGUACAAUUCUCUAGCACGAGAUCACCUAUUAAACUUCACAUGUUUUUGAGAAACUGCGGUAGGCCACUGAUUAUCAUCAUAUUGUCUGUAUGCUCUUUUUCUUGAGGAAAUCUAUUUGUGGAUUGUACUACUCUGCUGUACAGACCCAAGUGCAUUCAGCCUCAUUGCGAUACAUUGAGUUUCGUUGUAGGUCUAUUUAGCGGGGAAACAGUGAAUCCAGCUGUAGCCUAUUGCCUGUUUCUGUUCAUUAGUCUUUUUUUAAGUAAAUUGAAAACAAAGCUGUCUAUUUCUUGCUUUUCAUUCAAUCGUAUGGCUGUUACUUAGGCUUUGGUCUAAAAUAAAUUCGUUUAGAAGGGCAGAUUUGAAGGCUUCUAUGUUGUAUUACAGGCUAACGAGUUUGUGAAAAUAAACCGUUCCUAUGGAAAUAUUCGGACCUGGCAAAAGGCCAACAUUUUUUUCGUUUCAAAUAAAAAAUAUAUACUCACAUGAUAAUAGAAAUGGAAACAUUGUGAUUUUAUAGACACAAAUUAUGAAAGCGAUGGAGUCCGUCGGUUACUACGCUCUCACCAUCAUCAAUAUCAUUAUUUACACUUUUGAAAUUCACCAUUUUUUUAAAUUUAUAAAUACACAAAUGAAAACAUUGCGGUAUGUGUAAAGAGACAGUAAAAUAUUAUAUUUCUCAGACGUCAUACAUGUGUCAAAUCAUUCCUGCACCAACAUUGUUAGAGAUGGAUGUGAUUGGUACAUCUCUUCCUCUUCAAAUGCAUUAUGUGUGUAGGUUUGAGUGAGAGGCAAGAGGGAAAAUAGAGAAGGGAGGUAGGUGUCUGAUGAAUCAGGAAUCAAGGGUUUUGCACCAAAUAUCAACAUUUAAAGAGGUUUAUAUUCUGCUUGUAUAGUUGCAUCUGUGCCUCGGACUUAGUCUGGCUUUAAAUGUCUUCAAAUUAACAUUUGAUAUGUUGGAUUCACGACUACAUCUCAACGAAAAAUGAAAGACUAGGGAUAAAUCAAAUAUACUUUAUUUCAAGUUGGAUUUGAUUUAGUUAUAUUAUUGAACUUGAUUUUCCUCUUCAAUUGUUUAUAUUUGGUUGCAUUGACAACCAAUCACAAUUCAAUAUAAUUUUUGAAAUACAUAAAUAGCCUAUUAACUUGACCAUGUGUUGGAUUAACGUCUCCAAUUGAACCAAAAAUAAAAGUUAAAGAAUGGGAUUAAGCCAGUGGCUCAGAUGGAUCUAUCCAAGCAGUAGAUACUGUACAUCUCCUUUAAAAUGUUGAUUUUUGUUUACGUUGUCAAGUAAACAAAAUGCUAUAUUACUUUUGUAAUCCAGUAAAUAGCCUAAAGUUAAGGCUGUUUUACAAACUAAUGUAACAUUCAACCUUACAGUGAGGAAGACAUCCAUAGUCACAUUGAGGUUUCCCGGAACUAUACAUUAUAGAGUAAUAACGCAUACAUCUGUUUUAUAAAUCAACACAUUAUCUGGCAUUGUUUUUCCAUUUAAACUUUUAAAUGGUUGUCUUUUUGAGUGGGUGAAUAAAUCUUGUAAUCUCAUUGAUCAACAUCACUCUCAACCAAAUAUUACCCAAUUAUCCAGGUGGAAAUGACGUGGUGUGCCCAGUGAGUAGAACCUGAAAGCAUUGUGGAUUUGUUUGCUAAUCCUGCUCUUCAUAGUUCAGUGAAAAUGCCAAUGUUUACAAAUAACUUUCCUGACCUCAUUCGACAUGUAAACAAAGAGUUCCUGGUUUAUAUUAUAUUGUACGCUAAUUAGUAAUGAGUACCGAUAUAUAAAAUCGACUGUAUAUCGAUAUUAGUUCAAUUUUUUCGAUGGACCUAAAAUGAGUAAAAUGAGGCUCUAUAUCGUGUUAUAAAAUAUGCGAAUGCGUGAAUGUUCCCUUUUCUGAUAACUUCCAUGUCUCCUUAAAGUCGAGACAGCUAUGAUUAUCCAUCAUCUCUCUAUGUGUAGGGUACAAUAUGCAGCUUCAGCAUAUGGCGCGUGGAGAGAGGAAUUAUUCUUUAUUUUAUUUUGUAUUUUAUUAUUGGCUGUUGCGAAAGCAGCAGCUACUCUUCCUGGGGUCCACACAAAACACAAAACAUGACAGAACUUUAAUAGACAAGGUCAGCUCAAGGACAGAAAUACAUACAUUUAAAAACGGAACUCAUAGCCUUCACAUUGUUUUACAAUUUAAUCUCCCGAUCACAACUGGUCGCUAUCAAAGUCCAAAUAGGGCGGCACACAAUUGGCCCAGCGUCGUCCGGGUUAGGGGAGGGUUUGGCCGGGUAGGUAAAUUGUAAAAUAUUAAUUUGUUCUUAACG